CGACUCUCCUUUGCAAGGAACUUCGUCUUUCCUGUGCUACCCAGCCAGGAAGAGAAAUGCAGUUAACUUCUCAGGAGCAGAGUUGUUUCAAUUGCACCGCUGGACAUUCCUCCUUUCUCCAGCCGUUGCUUGGACCCGUGCGGAGGCUGGUGAAGCCUCUGAAUUAUGGACUGAUCCAGUGAACACCUAUUCAACGGAAGGCAAGACUUUGUCAUGCCAGGUAAAGGCAAAAAGGGAAAAGGCCUGGGGAAGGGCCGGGGUGGGAAGAAAGCCAAAAAGCCGGAAGUGGACAUUCUUCAUCCAGCUACCAUGUUGAACCUGUAUUACAUCGCCCACAAUGUUGCUGACUGCCUACAGUUACGUGGCUUCCGCUGGCCUGGUGCUGGCAAGAAAAAGAAAGGAAAGAAGGCAUAAAGAGGGGAUGGAUUCCUGUAUAGCAUAUCUUCAUAACCAUGAAUUGUAACUAUAGACAGAAGCACACAGAGAAAGGAUACAACCAAAACAGGAAGAGAAGCAGACAAGACCUUACUGAAAACAUCUCGAGCUGGAAGAAGACUGGAGCUCUUGGAGUUAAGGAUAAAGGAAUUGAAUUGUCACUUAACACUUGCGCCCAUGUACAACAUUUUUAAACUUUUUUUCUUUUUUUUUUUUAGGAAUUAAGCCCAAAAUAUGUCUUGAGUAGUUCUCAAAUUGGGUGGUGGAUUUCAGAGUACUGUUUGGUUCUAAUCAUCCUUUGUUACAUGUCAGAAUUAAAUUUUGCUUGGUGAA
Messenger RNA from Monodelphis domestica (gray short-tailed opossum), 768 nucleotides. RefSeq names its product small lysine rich protein 1 (gene SMKR1). Lineage: Eukaryota; Metazoa; Chordata; Mammalia; Didelphimorphia; Didelphidae. The record is from RefSeq and is a predicted model, not a curated record.